CAUAUUGGCCGGGCGGGGGCGGGGCGGCAGGACGCGCGGCUAAACUGAGGUGACAGGAGGGUGGUGCUGCAAUUCAUAUCUCAGUGCUUAGAUGUUGUAACUCGGCUCCUGCCUUCUCAAGCAACCAUGUCAGAAGGGGACAGUAUUGGUGAGUCUGUUCAUGGGAAGCCUUCUGUGGUCUAUAGAUUUUUCUCAAGACUUGGACAGAUCUACCAGUCCUGGUUAGACAAAUCUACUCCAUAUACUGCAGUGCGAUGGAUUGUAACUUUGGGUCUGAGUUUUAUCUACAUGAUUAGAGUUUAUUUACUGCAGGGUUGGUACAUUGUGACAUACGCCUUGGGAAUCUACCAUCUCAAUCUCUUCAUAGCUUUCUUGUCGCCAAAGGUAGAUCCCUCUUUAAUGGAAGAUUCAGAUGACGGUCCUUCCUUACCUACAAGGCAAAAUGAAGAAUUUCGGCCUUUCAUUAGAAGGCUCCCAGAGUUCAAAUUCUGGCACUCUGCCACUAAAGGAAUCCUGGUCGCUAUGACGUGUACGUUCUUCGAGGCUUUCAACGUUCCUGUUUUCUGGCCAAUCCUUGUGAUGUACUUCAUUAUGCUAUUCUGUAUCACAAUGAAGAGGCAAAUCAAGCACAUGAUAAAGUACAGAUAUAUACCCUUCACACACGGCAAGAGGAAAUACAAAGGGAAAGAAGACGUGGGAAAGACCUUUGCAAGCUAGAAGAUGCAAUCAACCUGUUGACCAAUUCUGCUUCUCACUAAAGGAAUGGGUUUGAGCCAUUGUAACAAUGCCUUUUUUCUUCAUAAAAAAUGAUUAACAGAGCGGUGACAAAGCAGUUGAAUUUUCAUUUUAUGAGGAUCUUGCUAUCUGAAAUAUCAGUUUCUUGAAGAAACUGGCAUUCUAACCAAAUUGCAUUGAGCUUAUCAUCUUUUGUAAGAAGUUGGAGAAACUUUGGAUCGUCCCAUGGAUUUGGGAUACUGUAUUUCUUUCAAGAUCCAUUGCACUGGAGGAAUUAAUGGCUUAGAGUUGGAUAUUUUACAUAGUUCUCCUGCUCAACAUCACCUUGAAGUGCUGUGCACACAUGCGGAGGAAAAAUAAGAUGGCACACAUGAUGCUGUUUUCUGCUUCAUGGCUGUGUGCUGUUUUCGUAGAGAAAUUCAGUAGAUCUAAGUAGAUGCAGAACUUAAGCCGGUUUCCUAAAUGCAAGGUAUUACUGAGUUAUAACCAAACAAAUAUAGGUAGGAACAAACAAUCAGCUAAAUUGUGGGGUUUGCCGUAGGGAAAAAACACUCAUGUAGCUUCUGAAGCAACUCAUUUGUGUUGGGUUUUAAUGCCAGUUUCAUGGUUGCAUCUCCGAGCAGAUGCUAAAAUUGGGCUCUUUCACAAUGACUCCAGACUUUGUUAAAAUUCUAUCAAAUUCCUUUGAGGACCUGGAAUUAUAAAAAUGUGUCUUUUAAUUGUCAUUACUUGGAGUUUCUUUCAUACUUUAGAGUGUCUUGGUUAAUUUAAGCUGACUUCAUGCAGCCUUUUCAGAAUACACCCAAAAUGGCCAUGGCAGAGAGACGAUGUGGGUUUUUCAUUUUCUAUGGGGAAAAAAUCAGAUAUAAAUGACCUGCAUGUAAACUUUUUCAUGUGAUACAACUGCAGUUUUAUUAAGUGACUUUUUAAUUCCACAAUUUAUUAAAAGACAGUGUCCCCCUUUACUUGUUCUCUAUCUUUAUAUACAUAUAUUGAUCUAACACUAUUUAUGGUUCCUUUCAAUAAUGUUUAUCUUCAUGCAAUGCCUUUUUCAAGUCUUCAGGGAGCAUUCACUUGCAGAAAGUAGGGAAAUAGUAGUUCUUUGAAGAGUGUGAAUGGAGAAUAGUGGCAACUUACAGACACCUAAUCGGAAAAUGUACGUAGGAACCCUUUCCUCUGAUUUUGUCAAAUGAAGUCAUUAUGGAGCUCUGGAAUUCAGCCUGCAGUAAUCCUGGGAAAAUGAGGGGUAGUUCUAGUUCACAUGCAACUGUGGGGUUCUAUUUGUUUGUGUGGGUUAGCUUUAUUAACAGCGUGAAAACUAAUGAUGUCAAACUUUAUAGAAGCACAGUAUCCAGAAGGGGCGUUGUAGAAGUCCCAGUCAUGGAUGCUUGGAGUUUGUUGCUUAAAAACACGAAAGCCUUGACUUGAAAAGCUGUCUUCAGAUUUGCUGGGGUUUCUGAGUAACAUGAGCGAAUCGGGGAGAAAAAUGUUUAUUGUAUUUACUAAUAUUAAAAUUAGAACUGGGAUGACUCCUACUAAACAUCAGAGUGGUAAUGACAUCCAGUGCAAAUCAGACGAUCUUAACCUCCACUACAUUUUGAAUGUUGGUGGCAGCUUGGGAUGAAUGCCUUAUCGCUCCUGGGUACGCAUGGAUGCUCUGUGUUCAGUGGGAUGAACAGUUUUGGAAUAUGGAUUGUAGAUGAUGCUGGGACAAGAGUAUAGUUCCCUC
Messenger RNA from Cuculus canorus (common cuckoo), 2464 nucleotides. RefSeq names its product retention in endoplasmic reticulum sorting receptor 1 (gene RER1). Bases 127 to 717 code for a protein of 196 amino acids. Gene Ontology annotation, biological process: protein retention in ER lumen; retrograde vesicle-mediated transport, Golgi to endoplasmic reticulum. The record is from RefSeq and is a predicted model, not a curated record. Gene Ontology annotation, cellular component: Golgi membrane. The transcript is spliced from 8 exons. NCBI's taxonomy places the organism in Eukaryota, Metazoa, Chordata, Aves, Cuculiformes, Cuculidae.